UCCCACCCAUGGCACGACCACCGACUGCCAGAAGUCUACUCUCCUUCCUUCCUUCCUCCCCGCCAGAAAGGUCAAGCAACCACACGCUAACAGCAGCAGGCGUGUCGCUGACUGACGCAGUGGCAGUGGCAGUGGCACCAUCCCUACCAGAUUCCUUCUCAAGCACUCGUCAAUGGGAUGUUUUAUAUAUGAGGAUGCUCAGUCAUCCUCGCCUCCACGGCUUCAACAAACAACACCGCCACCACAGCGCAGCAUUCACUCCCGAGCAUCACCGGGGCGGGCUGCGACUGCGAGCGAUCGAUCUCGCUUAACCAACCACCAUGGGCGCGCCAGGCGCAGCUCCCCUAGCAGGCAACAGCUUCGUCAUCCUCUCCGUCGCCGUCGUCGGCAUCCUCGCCACCAGCCUCCUCCUCCUCGCCUACUACCUCUUCCUCACCCGGUGCGGCCUCGCCUCCUGGCGCCGCGACCACGACGACGUCGUCACGACCACGCAGCAUCACCACCAUAUCGUCUACUCCACAGCACCAGAGCCGAGCCGCGGCCUGGAGGAGGCGGCGAUACGCCGGAUACCCACGCUCCGGUACCGGGAGUCCAAGCAGCUGCAGGCACCGCAGGCCCAGGCGGCGAGCGAGUGCGCGGUGUGCCUCAGCGAGUUCCAGGAGGGGGAGAGGCUCCGGCUGCUGCCGCCCUGCCUCCACCUCUUCCACACCGACUGCAUCGACGCCUGGCUCCACGCCACCGCCAACUGCCCGCUCUGCAGGACCGCCAUCUCCGGCUCCGCCUGCCAGCCCCAGCCCCACGUUAUACUUAACCAAAUCGACAUCGUCAACGUCCUCCAAGCCGACCACGUAGUCAUCGACAUCGCCUCGCCGUCCCGGGGAGAAACGAGCAACGUCGCUGGCGUACCUGCGACGAUAGUGAGCAUGGGAGACGAGCGCAUUGACCCGAGGAGGGACGAGUUGUUGGACGUGCAGCAGCCGAUGAGAAGGUCGUUGUCCAUGGACUCCUGCAACGACAAGCACUUGUACCUCGCCCUGCAGAAGGUCCUGCGCCACCACCACUCUCACUCUGCUUCUCUCGGGGAGGACCGCAAGGGGGAGAGCAGCACCCCCGCCGCCGCAGCCAGCAGCCGGGCAGCAGGGAGGUUGCGGCGAUCCUUCCUCUCCUUCAGCCACAGCCGGAGCUCCAGAAGUGCCAUCUUGCCAAUCUGAAACUAUUGUUCGUGGUACUAAACUGUACAUUUCUUGUAGCUAGACUAGAUGAUGAACUCCACUCGAGUAAUACGACUUCAUUUCUUUGUUUUCUGUUUUCA
Molecule: messenger RNA, 1312 nt
Organism: Aegilops tauschii subsp. strangulata
Lineage: Eukaryota; Viridiplantae; Streptophyta; Magnoliopsida; Poales; Poaceae
Product: RING-H2 finger protein ATL1-like
Biological process (GO): protein ubiquitination
Molecular function (GO): transferase activity
Source: RefSeq, a predicted model, not a curated record